Molecule: messenger RNA, 12007 nt
Organism: Mesocricetus auratus (golden hamster)
Lineage: Eukaryota; Metazoa; Chordata; Mammalia; Rodentia; Cricetidae
Gene: Phip
Product: pleckstrin homology domain interacting protein
Exons: 37
Coding region: 1617-6917 (1766 amino acids)
Biological process (GO): regulation of cell shape; regulation of transcription by RNA polymerase II; cytoskeleton organization
Cellular component (GO): nucleus
Molecular function (GO): protein binding
Source: RefSeq, a predicted model, not a curated record
UUGCCCUGCACGCGCGGCCGGCUCAGCUUUCUCCAGACGCACACAAUAGCUGGUGACUAACUGCUCCGAAGUGGCAUUAGCAUUUCACAAGAAGGCCAUUCAGCCGAUGGAGGAUCCUUGGCAAGAUCGUUUUCUUUUUCCUUCCCCUCCUCUGUCUCCCUUUUGUUUUCUGUAGAUUCAGACCUAGAUUUUUAAAAUUUGUUAUUUUUUUUACAUUUUUUGGGGGGGGUUGGAGGUAUUCAGAUGUUUGAUGAUAGCUACCCAGCGGUACAUUGUGUAUUUAUAAAAACCUAUCUGCUGAAGUAUAAACCUAGAAGUUUUAACAGGCGUUUUCUAAUUUUGCUGAUUCUUGGGGUCUAUUUCCUUCUUUCAUUAAAAAUCGUUAGUGGAGGGCAUGAAGACUUUUGGUUUUUUUUUUAAUCCAGUUACCGUUGUCUGGACCUUGGCUCUCAAUUUUUUGUUUAUAUUGAGGUGUUUUGGUAAUUGCUUGAAAAUAGCGUUUUUUAUAGUUGGUGGGUUUUUCCAAGGCAGUUAUUAAAUUGCUUUCCAAAAAUGGAGCUAUCACUUGAGUAUUGUUAGUGGAAAGGUAAAGUCUCCAUGCUAGUUUACUUUAUUAAAGGAGCUGUAGUUUCUGCAGUGUCUUCUUUGCCUGCACCGAUAGAAGUUGUUGGAAUGAGUGUGUUGAAUAGUGAGUCACAGCAGGGCCCAUUAGGCACUUGAAAUUCAGACAAUACAUUGAAAAAAAUUGGGGGGGGAACAUUUGUGACUGCUUGAGGUGGUUGUAAUUGCUCCUGUUGUCAGUGCUGUAGUGAUUAGGCAGUUUUAGUAGUCCCCAAUGAGUGUCUUCCGUGAGGUGAUGGCAUGACAGGAUUUUGAUAGCUUUUGUUUGGUUUUAGAUAGGAUUCGAAUAGCUUUUGUGUGUAUGCCUUAUGAUUUAAUAUCAACUAUAGAUAACUGUGGUUGUUUAGGCUUAAGAGAUCUAAUGGAGACUGUUUUCAUUUCUAUACCUUAGUAAGUUUUCAAGUAGUGAUUUAGGGUAGUUCAGUCAAUACUUGGGCCGGUCCCAAAGUGAUUUUGAUUUGAAGUAAACUCCACAGUUUACUACUUGCAAUCAUUUAAGUUUUUAGUUUUAUAAUUUUUAACAAAAAUCUUCACUGUAUGUCAUGCCUUCCUGGCUGUGUAAGAAAAAUGAACUCUAAAAAUACAAAGAUGCCAUGUUUUAUCAAACUCAUUUUUUUUUCUCUCUUUAAAAAUCCUACGAGUCCCAAGUAGUUAAAAAAAAUGCUGUCUUUUUAACUUUACCUGAGAAAUGUUAAGUGCUACUAUGCUUUUUGAUUGAAUCAGCUAAUAGUGUUUGACCAAAAAAUGGAAAUGGCUAAUCUGUGUAGGAAUAUUAAUUUUGUUUGUCUAGUGAAAACCCUACUACAGAUUUAGAUUUUGGCCUAAUUUAAUUUUAGAGGGGAUUCUCAUUGGCUCAGAUAUUAGUAAAAUGAAGUGUUCACAAUUUUUCAAAUUUCUUAAUUGUCUUUGUUAGUAUGUUAUUUAUCAAAAGCUACAUGUUUUGCACAAAGGUGAUUUUUUUCCUGCUUGAAGAGUUUUUUACCUAACAGUCAGCCAUGGCUUUACUCUUAAGACAGGUGAAGUAUUAUAGACAUCUUGCACCUGAUCACUUGCUGCAAAUCUGUCAUCGACUAGGACCUCUUCUUGAGCAAGAAAUUCCUCAGAGUGUCCCUGGAGUACAAACUUUAUUAGGAGCUGGGAGACAGUCCUUGCUACGUACAAAUAAAAGCUGCAAGCAUGUGGUAUGGAAAGGAUCUGCUCUGGCUGCACUACAUUGUGGAAGGCCACCAGAGUCUCCAGUUAACUAUGGUAGUCCGCCUAGCAUUGCGGAUACUCUGUUUUCAAGGAAGCUGAAUGGGAAAUACAGACUUGAGCGACUUGUUCCAACUGCAGUAUAUCAGCAUAUGAAGAUGCAUAAACGAAUUCUUGGACACUUAUCAUCGGUGUACUGUGUAACUUUUGAUCGAACUGGCAGGCGGAUAUUUACUGGCUCUGAUGAUUGUCUUGUGAAGAUCUGGGCCACAGACGAUGGGAGAUUGCUGGCUACUCUAAGAGGACAUGCUGCUGAGAUAUCAGACAUGGCUGUCAACUAUGAGAACACUAUGAUAGCAGCUGGGAGUUGUGAUAAAAUGAUUCGUGUCUGGUGUCUUCGGACUUGUGCACCUUUGGCUGUUCUUCAAGGACACAGUGCAUCCAUUACAUCACUACAGUUCUCACCAUUGUGCAGUGGCUCAAAGAGAUACCUGUCUUCUACUGGGGCGGAUGGCACUAUUUGCUUUUGGCUUUGGGACGCUGGAACUCUUAAAAUAAAUCCAAGACCUACAAAAUUUACAGAGCGCCCUCGGCCUGGAGUUCAGAUGAUCUGUUCUUCAUUCAGUGCUGGUGGAAUGUUCUUGGCCACUGGAAGCACUGACCAUAUUAUUAGAGUUUAUUUUUUUGGAUCUGGUCAGCCAGAGAAAAUAUCAGAAUUGGAGUUUCAUACUGACAAAGUUGAUAGUAUCCAGUUUUCCAACACUAGUAACAGGUUUGUAAGUGGUAGCCGUGAUGGGACAGCACGGAUUUGGCAAUUUAAACGAAGAGAAUGGAAAAGCAUUUUGUUAGAUAUGGCUACUCGUCCAGCAGGCCAAAAUCUUCAAGGAAUAGAAGACAAAAUUACAAAAAUGAAAGUAACAAUGGUAGCUUGGGAUCGUCAUGACAAUACAGUUAUAACUGCGGUUAAUAACAUGACCCUGAAAGUUUGGAAUUCUUAUACUGGUCAACUGAUUCAUGUCCUCAUGGGUCAUGAAGAUGAGGUGUUUGUUCUUGAACCACACCCAUUUGAUCCUAGAGUUCUCUUUUCUGCUGGUCAUGAUGGAAACGUGAUAGUGUGGGAUCUAGCAAGAGGAGUUAAAGUCCGAUCUUAUUUCAAUAUGAUUGAAGGCCAAGGACAUGGUGCAGUGUUUGACUGCAAAUGCUCCCCUGAUGGUCAGCACUUUGCAUGUACAGACUCUCAUGGACAUCUUUUAAUUUUUGGUUUUGGGUCUAGUAGCAAGUAUGACAAGAUAGCAGAUCAGAUGUUUUUUCAUAGUGAUUAUCGGCCCCUUAUCCGUGACGCCAACAAUUUUGUAUUAGAUGAGCAGACUCAGCAGGCACCUCAUCUCAUGCCUCCCCCUUUUCUGGUUGAUGUUGACGGAAAUCCUCAUCCAUCAAGAUACCAGAGAUUAGUUCCUGGUCGUGAAAAUUGCAGGGAGGAGCAGCUCAUCCCUCAAAUGGGAGUCACGUCUUCAGGAUUGAACCAAGUUUUAAGCCAGCAAGCAAGCCAGGAUAUCAGUCCUCUAGACAGCAUGAUUCAAAGACUACAACAGGAACAAGACCUGAGGCGUGCUGGUGAAGCAGGUGUUAGUAAUGCCAGCCGUUUAAACAGAGUAGGCUCUGUAAGUUCUACCUCUGAAGUUCAUUCGCCACCAAAUGUAGGAUUGAGACGCAGUGGGCAAAUUGAAGGUGUGCGGCAGAUGCACAGCAAUGCUCCACGAAGUGAAAUAGCCACAGAGCGAGAUCUUGUUGCUUGGAGCCGAAGGGUGGUGGUACCUGAGCUCUCAGCUGGUGUAGCUAGUAGACAAGAAGAAUGGAGAACUGCAAAGGGAGAAGAAGAAAUAAAGAAUUACAGGUCAGAAGAGAAAAGGAAACACUUGACUGUUGCAAAAGAGAAUAAAAUUGUUACUGUCUCGAAGAAUCAUGCUCAUGAGCAUUUCCUGGAUCUUGGGGAUUCCAAAAAGCAACAAGCAAAUCAACACAAUUACCGUACAAGAUCUGCACUGGAAGAAAUGCCUAGGCCUUUGGAGGAGAUAGAAAAUGGGACUAGUUCUUCAGAUGAAGGUGACGUGGUUGCUGUCAGUGGUGGGACGUCUGAAGAAGAGGAGCGGGCGUGGCACAGUGACGGCAGCUCCAGUGACUACUCCAGUGAUUAUUCUGAUUGGACAGCAGAUGCUGGAAUUAAUUUGCAACCACCAAAGAAAGUUCCUAAGCAUAAGACCAAGAAAGCAGAAAGUAGUUCUGAUGAGGAAGAAGAAUCUGAAAAUCAGAAGCAAAAACAUAUUAAAAAGGAAAGGAAAAAGGCAAAUGAAGAAAAAGAUGGACCAACGUCACCAAAGAAAAAAAAGCCCAAAGAAAGAAAACAAAAGAGAUUGGCCGUGGGAGAGCUAACUGAAAAUGGUCUUACAUUAGAAGAAUGGUUGCCUUCAACAUGGAUUACAGAUACACUUCCCAGAAGAUGCCCAUUUGUGCCACAAAUGGGUGAUGAGGUUUAUUAUUUCCGACAAGGACAUGAAGCAUAUGUUGAAAUGGCCCGGAAAAAUAAAAUUUAUAGUAUCAAUCCUAAAAAACAGCCAUGGCAUAAGAUGGAACUAAGGGAACAAGAACUGAUGAAGAUCGUUGGUAUCAAGUAUGAAGUGGGAUUGCCUACUCUUUGCUGCCUUAAACUUGCUUUUCUAGAUCCUGAUACUGGUAAACUGACCGGUGGAUCAUUUACCAUGAAAUACCAUGAUAUGCCUGACGUUAUAGAUUUCCUAGUCUUGAGACAACAAUUUGAUGACGCAAAAUAUAGGCGGUGGAAUAUAGGUGACCGCUUCAGAUCAGUAAUAGAUGAUGCCUGGUGGUUUGGAACAAUUGAAAGUCAAGAGCCUCUUCAACCUGAGUACCCUGAUAGUUUGUUUCAGUGUUACAAUGUUUGUUGGGACAAUGGAGAUACAGAAAAGAUGAGUCCUUGGGAUAUGGAACUAAUACCUAAUAAUGCUGUAUUUCCAGAAGAAUUGGGUACCAGUGUCCCUUUAACUGAUGUUGAAUGUCGGUCACUAAUCUAUAAGCCUCUUGAUGGAGAGUGGGGAGCCAAUCCCAGGGAUGAAGAAUGUGAAAGAAUUGUUGGAGGAAUAAAUCAGCUGAUGACCCUAGAUAUUGCUUCAGCAUUUGUGGCCCCUGUGGAUCUGCAAGCUUAUCCCAUGUAUUGCACUGUGGUGGCAUAUCCAACGGAUCUAAGUACAAUUAAACAAAGACUGGAAAACAGGUUUUACAGGCGCAUUUCAUCCCUGAUGUGGGAAGUUCGAUAUAUAGAACAUAAUACACGAACAUUUAAUGAGCCAGGAAGCCCUAUUGUGAAAUCUGCAAAAUUCGUUACUGAUCUUCUUCUGCAUUUUAUAAAGGAUCAGACUUGUUAUAACAUAAUUCCACUUUACAACUCAAUGAAGAAGAAAGUUUUGUCUGACUCUGAGGAAGAAGAAAAAGAUGCUGACGUACCUGGAACUUCUACACGAAAAAGGAAGGAUCAUCAACCUAGAAGAAGGCUACGCAAUAGAGCUCAGUCUUAUGAUAUUCAGGCAUGGAAGAAACAAUGUCAAGAAUUGUUAAAUCUCAUAUUUCAAUGUGAAGAUUCAGAGCCUUUUCGACAGCCAGUAGAUCUUCUUGAAUAUCCAGACUACAGAGACAUCAUUGACACGCCAAUGGACUUUGCUACUGUCAGAGAAACUUUAGAGGCUGGGAAUUAUGAGUCACCAAUGGAGUUAUGUAAAGACGUCAGGCUCAUAUUUAGUAAUUCUAAAGCAUAUACACCAAGCAAAAGAUCAAGGAUUUACAGCAUGAGUUUACGCCUGUCUGCUUUCUUUGAAGAACACAUUAGCUCAGUUUUGUCUGAUUAUAAGUCUGCUCUUCGUUUUCAUAAAAGAAAUACCAUGACCAAAAGGAGGAAGAAACGAAACAGAAGCAGCUCCCUUUCCAGCAGUGCUGCAUCAAGCCCUGAAAGGAAAAAAAAGAUCUUAAAACCCCAGCCGAAGUCAGAAAUAUCUACCUCUCCAUUCUCUAUACCUACCCGAUCAGUACUGCCAAGGCAUAAUGCUGCUCAGAUAAAUGGUAAACCAGAAUCCAAUUCUGUUGUUCGAACCAGGAGCAACCGUGUGGCUGUAGAUCCGGUUAUCACUGAGCAGCCAUCCACUUCAUCAGCCACAAAAGCUUUUAUUUCAAAAACUAGUACAUCUGCCAUGCCGGGGAAAACAAUGCUAGAGAAUUCUGUGAAACAUUCCAAAGCCUUGAAUAUGCUUUCAAGCCCGGAUCAGCCCACGUUUGGCCAUGGUGCGAGGAAUAACUCUGCAAAAGAAAACAUGGAAAAGGAAAAGCCUGUCAAACGUAAAAUGAAGUCUUCUGUUCUCUCAAAAGCUUCCACUCUUCCAAAACCAUCAGCUGUGGUUGAUCAAGGAGAUUGUAAGAGCAGUGUUCUUAUAGCAGGAACCAUUCAAGUAAAUGGCCAUGGAGGACAGCCGUCAAAACUUGUGAAGAGAGGGCCCGGGAGGAAGCCUAAGGCAGAAGCUAACACCAGCAGUGGUGAAGUUACACACAAGAAAAGAGGUAGAAAGCCCAAGAACCUGCAGUGUGCAAAGCAAGAAAACUCUGAGCAAAAUAACAUGCCUCCAAUCAGGGCUGAUGUGGCUCCUUCUUCAACAUGCAACUUUCUUUCUGACACUAAUGCUGUUAAGGAGGAUUUGUUACAGAAAAAGAGUCGUGGAGGCAGAAAACCCAAAAGGAAGAUGAAAAUGGAAAACCUAGAUUCAGAACUCAUAGUCCCUACAAAUGUUAAAGUGUUAAGGAGAAGUAACCGGAAAAAAACAGAUGGUCCUAUAGACGAGGAAGAAGAGUUUGAAGAACUCAAAGGCUCUGAACCUCACAUGAGAACUAGAAACCAAGGUCGAAGGACAGCUUUCUAUAAUGAGGAUGACUCAGAAGAAGAGCAGAGGCAACUGUUAUUUGAAGACACCUCUUUGACUUUUGGGACUUCUAGUAGAGGACGGGUCCGAAAGUUGACUGAAAAAGCAAAGGCUAAUUUAAUUGGUUGGUAACUUGAAGCAAAAUAAUGUACUUCAAAAUCUAUGAAGCAGGUACAGUUAAGGAGUAAGUAGAACUAAGGUUUCUGCUUCCUGGCUGCUAUGAUGGAUUAGGGAAUGUUACAAUUUGACUUAGGGAAAAAGAAGGCAAAAAAAAAAUUAGAAAAUAAUUUACGUCUUUGAAUGAAAAAGAAAAUCUAUAUACAUAUAUAUUUCAGAUGUUUGCUAUUUAUUGCCCUUAGAUAGGUUAUUCAUUUCCGUAUUCAUUUCAUUUACUGUUUGAAAUUGAGGACCUGUUAGAAAUUCCUGAUUUAUUUAUGGAAGAGACAGCUCUGCUACUACACUAUUAAGAAACAUAGUAUUCCUAGUGAUAGAAAGUUUCCUGGUAAAUUGAAUUAUUUUUUGAUCAAGUAAGGUACCUUUUUACUGAUAACAGAAGUCAAUGUUACCCAGAGUAGCAGUACAUUAAGAAACGUUUCCUCUAAAGAUGACUUUAAAGUUCCCACCAUUUGUUAUCCUGAAAAGUGUUAGUUGUAGGGUAUUCAACUGCAGAAUAUCUAGAGGAAGCUUUUGUUUUACUCCAUUUCUGCCAAACUUAGGAGAAAAUGUAAUGAUGCAAAGGAAACAUAUCCACAUUGGAAAACAUUUGACUGUCUAAUUUUUCAGACCUUGAUUCUUCUAUCAGUCACUCUAUCUCUGUUUAUUGUGCCAAAGACUGAGAAUCAGUGCAGUGGAAACCCUGCUGUUGACUGUCAGGACAGCAUACACUUUUCAAUACUGGAGAAGCUAUAUAUUCUAAAGAGCAAGUUAUUUCAGAAUUAUGCUGAGUUGUAUCUUUUUUUUGGUACUAAUAGUAAGAAAAUAAUGCACUGGUGGGUCCUUUGACAGAGAUAUCUUAGAGAAAAUGUUUAAGUGGUUAAAGGAUUCAAGGAAAAUACAGGAAAAAAGUAUGGGAUUUGAUGUUUACUUCUUCUGGAUAAAUGUCAUUUUUAAAUUUCAGGCAUAUCCAAUAGGUUAAAAUGACUUGCAAAGAACCCUGUCUGUGUACGUGUGUAUAUUGAUAAAUGGGUGUGAUUGAAUAUAUAUACAAACACAUACUUAAGUACUACUACCCAGGUAUAAAUUCCUUUUUUCUGGAUUUUUUUUAGCUAGUAGUAGAAUAAAAUAAUUUUAAAAUGUCAUACUUUAUAGUUUAAUUUUUAAGGAAAAGAUUGGUUAUUUUCAACUAUUAAAAGUUAAAAAUAGGCCAAAUCACUUUUUAAUGCAAUCAUGUUUUAUACAGUGGUCUCAUUGCACAUUGUGUUUUUUCUGCACUUUUUAUGGUAUCCUUAUCACGCUGGUAUCUCAAUAUACACUCUAAAGAGAAACACCCAUUUAAUGAUUGUGCCUUGUAUUCUAUUAUUUUUUGCAUCAUUAGUAAAAUUAAGUUGUCUAUUGUAAAUGAUAACUAUAUGACUUAGGAGAAUGUAUUACUAUAUGUACUGCUAUGGAAAAGGAAAGCAGUUAUUUAUUUGUUUAUGGUACAUUAGUUAUUUUAUACCUUGAAAACCAACAUAAAUGCCAUUUCUAUUGUUUAAAAUUACUUUUUUUUUUUAGUUUUAAGAAUGUAGUAUUUUCUGAGGAUUGAUAUGGUACAAAAAUGUAACCAAAAUUUUCAGAUACUACAUUUUUAAAAAGGAAUGAUGGGGAAGAUUAUAUAUCAGCAUGAAUGAUCCUGACGUAGAGAAUAAAGCCUUUAAUUGAACCUUGGCAAAAUAUAUAAUUAGAUUAUAUAAUUAUUUCCUUGUUUCUGAUAAGGACAAAUGUUAACUGUCAUUUAACUGUCUUGAAGAAGAAUGAAAAGUGAUGCAUUUGGGCUUUUUAGAUCAUUUGUAAUGAUAUUUGUACAGAAACCCUCCAGUGAAACUAAGUGAACCAUUUUCCAGAUGUUGACUGGAUUGCUGUGAUUUUACAGUGGAAAAAUAAUUUCAAAUUUUUUAGGUUUUUUUGUACAUUUAUUUUUUUCUAACAAAUAUAUUGGACUAUAUAAUUAAAGUUAAGUAGUUAAAUCUUCAUAAUGCAGAAAUGGAUGAUGUGUUACUUAGAAAAAAUGAGUCAAUUUCACCAUUUAAAAUGAUAAGUGUGUAUGUUGGAAAUUUAAGUCAUUAAUUAGUUGCUUUUGAAGGGAAUCUAUUUGAAAAAUGUAAUUUCCUGAUGUUAUCUGCAUUGUAUUAGAAAAACAGACUAAAGUCCAUUUUUAUAAAGGAAGAAGUAGUUGUAAGGAGGGUUCAGUAAAAGGAAGCUUACACAGUCUUAGUGUGGAGGACCUCUUGAAUGGUGCACAGAUAGUUCCAACUUCUGAGCAGUGAAAUAAGUAUUUCCAUAUUUCCUAUGAAAAGAAAUGCAUUAUUUCUGUUUUAAAGACACUGUAUAUUUAUGACUAUGUUUGGACGCUUUCUCAGACACUGGUUUCUUAGUAAAGCAAAAAAACUUGGAUCAGAUUAUUUGUAACUGAAACACUUAAGCUAUAUUAAUACCAGAUACAGAUUUUAUAUUUUUAUAAUUUAGUUUCUGUAGAUUGCAAAAGUUGAAUUAAGAAAUUUAAGUCAUCAUGUUUUGGGUUUUUACCACUUGGAAAGAUCUCUUUGAGACGGUGACAUCAUGUAUGUACUGAUCUCAGAAGGAAUUGUUGGCACUUGUCUUAAGUAAGCAAUAAGAAAAAUAUCAAGUUUACUAAAACUUUCAGAAAUAAAAUUUGUUAUGUGCAUGGAAUAUAAAAAUCAGUUUUCAGGCUGAAAAAUCUGGUGGUGCAUGUUUGUAAUCCCAGCCUUUGGGAGGUGGAGGCAUGAACAUCAGAGUUCAAAGUUACCUUUAGCUGCAAACCAACUUCAAGACUAGGGCUUACAGCAGCAGCAACACUCCAAAAAUCAGUUUAUAUUAUUUCUCUAAUAUUCAACCAUAUCGUUCUUUUAUGCUAUCCUGAUUUCACAAAACCUGUGUUUAUAAAUAUUAUCACAGGCUACUUUAAAGACUCCAUCUAAUUACGAUCUACCAGCCUUUGGAAGUAGAUGUAUAGGUUCUUAAAAUUUCACCUUUCAUAGCUUUCUCUAGAGCAAUUUGUCUUCUGCAUAAGUAUAAACUGAAGAGUAAGGGUCUUACUGCCAUUGUUUUUAUUACGUUGCCUCACUAUAACUCCAAAGACUGGUGGGUUUCUACAGAACUGUCUUACUACAAUUAGAAUAAUUGUGGAGCAUUUGUUCGGUGAUUAGGCCACAUCAGGCAGAGAUAAGUGAUUGGCUGGAUUCAGUCUGACUUGGAAAUUAAUUAUGUAAGACCGUGGACAGCAAAUAUUCCUUUACACCACAGAAUUGUUAACAGCAUUGUAGACUAACUCAGAUACCUUCACAAGUGUAUUGAAAUAAAAUUUUGGUCAUUGUGUGACGUUAGCAGCAUUUGCAUGAUUAAUCUCAUUCAUUAUUGUUUAAUUUCGACAUUCCAUUUUAUACAUCCAUAGGUAUCUGUAAAUUUGUUUUAAAUGUUAAGUUGAAAGGAACUGGUUUUAAGCUUUCUAUCUAAAGAAAACACUGAUUUUUAACAUUUUGUUCACCUGGAAUUUAAUUUUGAAUAGGUUGAAAGGACCAAGGUACUUGAGUAAUGAUUAAAGGGCUAUUAUCAGUGUUCAUUCUAUACACAGGGAAUACAGUAUUGGUUGAGGCUUUACUUUUGUCCAAAAUACAUUAUUCCCAAUUCAUCUAGAUAUUGCUAACAAUAGUAGCUGAUUCAGUGAUAAAUUGUCUUGCGUUAAAAUUGGGGAAAGUACACCUUUUGUUUCAAUCAAAAAAAAUUCAAACUUUCCCUAGUUCCCCUGAUUUCUAGAUGACUUGAACUAAAAUUAAUGCAUUUACUAAGAAACUGUUUUGCUUUUAAUUACUUAUCAAAGUGCUCCGAAUGAAAAGUCAUUUUGAACUAUGUACAAUACUCCAGGAAGAGGUCAGAUGAGUCACAAGACUGUAAGUGCCACUGUGAGCGCUCUGGAGGUGAACCUGCACACAUUACAGUGAGUAGACUAUCCCAGCUAUAAAUAGAUUUUUUCGUUUGUUUCUGUUCUGAAAUACUUUUUUAAUGCAGAUAAAAAUAUCAGGAAAUUAACCUUAUAUGGCACAAACCAAAUACAUAGUAGUAUAUGGAUGAGUUUCUACAUUUAAAGAGCUAAGAAGGUAGGUUCAGGAUUGUAUUAUAGUACAUGCACUUACAAGGCAAAUGCACACACAUACUGAUUACUUUCAAGGAUGUGGGUGUUCAUUUAUCAUAAUAAUUUAAAAAAUAAGAUACAAUGUUACAUUUUUAGACCAUAUUGAAACUGCAAGAAGACACAGGUCUUAAAAAGUUAUUAAGGAAAACUACUAAAUCCCUCCACGGGGUAUUUAGACAUGUGUAGAACAUAGCUCAGUUUUUAAAAAGCAACUGACCUAAAGGGUUAAAGUUGUAACUGACACAUUUCAAAUUAAAAUUAUGUUUAUUUUGUACAGAAAGCAAUGUUAAACACAAGCAAAUCUGUUGUAUGUAAUAAGUGACAGAGUUUUUAAAAAAUUAUUUAGCUUUAUCGAUGUUUUUGUUUUACUUCUUCUAGACCUGGAGUAUCAUGUCAUAAACGGCAGUCUUGCACCAAGGUAGCAGGCCCUUUCUUUUUGUACAUAUUGAUUGGACCUUUCUUUACUGUUACGUGGACACUUUCUAUGUUAGUUUUGAUGCAUAAUUCUUGGAAUCUUUUUAUACAAACUAGAAUGUAUGUGUAAGAAUUCCUGUCCCUGCAAUGUAGUAACUAUAAACUUAUUUUUAAAUAAAUAGAAAACUUGUUUUUCUAAGCCAUUUUGUAUAGCCUCAUGAUUUCUUUGCUUUUUUGUUUGUUUUGGUUAGUUUUGGACAGCAUAAAGCAAUUGGUACAUACUCAGUAGGCAACUUACCAAAGCGAUUGUGAUCUGGAAGCCAUUCUGUAUAUUCUAGUUCAUUAGAGGUUUCACUUUUCUGUCUGUGUGAAAUGUUAAUAUCACUAUCAAAGAUUUCAAAUAUCUAAUGUAAUUCCAGGGUGACUAAAGGUUAAAAAUAAAGACUCCUUUGCCUUUCAA